AUGGUCCUCGCAACUCAACAAAAUGAUGAUGGUCCGUUACUUUAUUUACUAAUCUUUUUCAUGGUACUCAUAUUUUUUAGUGGUAUAUGUUGGAUGUUUUGUUGCGGCACUUGUAUUGGUAGGGAUUUAUUAAAGUUUUGUUGCAGAAUUACUUGGUUUUUACCUAAGAAUAAACGUAAUAAACGAAAAAAGAAUCGAACUAGAUCAAGUGGGAUAAAAAGAGGUAGCAGUUCUAAACGUGAUAAUAUUCCUUUGGAUGAUGAAGAAUGGGAAAUGUUGGAAGAUGGUGAACUUUUUAGAGAAGUAGAUGUUUAA
Messenger RNA from Dentiscutata erythropus, 315 nucleotides. The record is from the annotation of a GenBank genome assembly. Lineage: Eukaryota; Fungi; Glomeromycota; Glomeromycetes; Diversisporales; Gigasporaceae.